GAAUCGAGCGGUUUGUCUGGCAUCUUUGCAAGACUGGGAAGGCACUCGGAAUGAUGCCGCGAAGGCGCUUGCGCGAGUGACAGAUCUGUCUGCAGCCGCCAUGAAGAAGGCUCUUUUUCAGAAGGCCCGGGCAGAGCUCCGGCUUCAGCUGCAGACCGAAUGCCAGGCGCAGCACAGCGAAAUUUGGCGUGCUCGCAUUGCAUUGCGACGGCAGGCGACCCUCAGCCUCGCGGAGCAGCUGGGGGUUCGCACCGAGGCCUGGGAUGCAGGGCCAAAGCGGGUGGGGCCUGGGGCUAGGGCCAGGGCAUGCGGGCAGAUGCGCAGAUGCGGGCAGAGAUGUGAAGGUCGAGCGCCUCCUCAGUGCGUUGGAAUCUCGGUCCUCUUCCUUUUGCUCUCGGUGGUCAAAGCUCUGCCGAGGCAAACUGAGCCGGCAGCUGCGCCUGCGGCCUCUCGGGAAGCACAGCAGGCCAUGCAUGGCCAUGCCAAAGCGCUUCAUGGGACAGAAGGGAAGAAGUUCCGCCUGGGCCAGGCUGCAGCCCCUCAUGCACCAGCGGAGGCCCUACGAGCAAAGGAGGCUGGGACGGCACAGUACAAGGAGGGAAACUACCGUGGUGCGCUGAUGGAGUACCGCAGGGCGCUGGACUUGGUUGACCAAGAUGCUGCACUACGCGCGCAGUUGUUGGGCAACGUUGCGGCAGCGUGCCUCAUGCUGAAGCGAACCAGCGAGACUGUGGACGCUUGCAAAGAAUGUCUGGCCCUCGACCCCUCCAAUGCGAAGGUGCGCGCCCGUCUUGCCUCGGCGCAGGUCGCGACCGGUGACUUCGAGGCGGCUCGAGCCACGUUGGGCAAUGCCGGGGACGACCCGGUGUUGGCCAAUGCGUUGAAGCAGAUAGGCAGUACCCAGUCGACUCUUGCGGAGGCGGACCAGGCUCUCUCAAGUGGCGAGCCCGCGAAGGCUCUGAACAUUUACGCCAACCUGGAGUCCUCGGUUCUUUUUGAUUUUCCACCGUUGACCAUGAAGAUGGCGCAGUGCUACCUA
Symbiodinium necroappetens is the source of this 1039-nucleotide messenger RNA. The record is from the annotation of a GenBank genome assembly. NCBI's taxonomy places the organism in Eukaryota, Dinophyceae, Suessiales, Symbiodiniaceae.